Messenger RNA from Pseudoliparis swirei, 3325 nucleotides. RefSeq names its product protein GPR108-like. The record is from RefSeq and is a predicted model, not a curated record. Gene Ontology annotation, biological process: transport. The coding region runs from base 445 to 2166 and encodes 573 amino acids. Gene Ontology annotation, cellular component: Golgi apparatus; membrane. Lineage: Eukaryota; Metazoa; Chordata; Actinopteri; Perciformes; Liparidae. The transcript has 18 exons.
GCGCCGGGAGCAGAGCCGCGGCGGCAGGUGACGGAUAACGAACACCUGGAUGGAUCCUUGUCGUGGAGGGAGCUGCACACCUGACGCUCCUGCUCCCCUAGACGUGAUGCAGCACCGUCCCUCUGAAUAAUAUCCACGGCCGCGCACCGGAUGUACCGGAUGUACCGGAUGUGACGUAGGGUCCGAUCCUUGUUUAAUGGUGCGCUCUUGACUUAUGACCAGGAAGUGAGGCUAGCUGCUACUCUGCGGGUGAAAAGCACAGAAAAGAACCGAAGAAAAGCCCCAUUAAUGGUCCUGGUUUCACCAACGACGUCAUUGGAUGCAGGACGCGCUCGCGGCACAGCUUGACGUCAUCGUUCCGCGCCUCGCGAGCUGUUGAGACCGCGAGCCCGCUGCUCUUUAUCCAGCUGGCAGAUCGUCGCUCGUUAGCAGCUGGUGAGCGCGAUGGUUCCGAUGGUUCCGGUUCGGACCGUCGUGGCUGCGUGUUUCCUGCUACUGCUGCCCGGGUGCAGAGCGAGGAUCCACAAGCUCACCCUGCAGAAUGAAACUCGGUUUGUCGUCGACCUCAACAACUUUGGUUUCUAUGCCAACGGAACGCUGGACGUCAACGUGUCCCUGCGCCUCCCGGAGCAGCUGAACUACAGCGCCUACCCGGUGGGCUUCACCCUCUCUCGCUCCCGGGUGAACGGCGUCCUCUCCUACACGGCCGAGGAGACGGAGACGUGCCCGCUCACCGUCGCCAAGUUCACCAGCAGCGAGCCGCUCAUCCUGUUCCUCAUCGACGUCUCCACGCUCAGUGUCAGUGUGAGAGCCAUGGGCGACCAGGACAACCUCCUGAUAGCCAGGCCCAAGGCCGAAGCGCCGAAAGGUCUGAGGAAGACCAGGGAUGUUCCUCCUCCUGUGACAGUAGCCCCACCACGUAAACCAUCAACCAGCGGGGGGAACGGAGCUCAGGAACCAGACCACCAGGAACCAGACCAGCAGGUGACCCAGAAGGACCAGAAUGCUGCGACCCAGAGUCCAGAACACAAGUCCGACCCGGCAGGAGAUGCUCUGAAGGUGGAGGAGAACGAGUUCCAGCUGGAGAAGCUCAAGCAGGUGACCUUAGCGCUGGACAAAGUCAACGGCUCCUACAACUUCAGCUUCCACUUGGUGGUCGGCGUGCUGGCGGAGGGUCUGUACAGCCUGAAGUUCCACUACUGUCACAACCGGGUUCCUGGGAUCAAGAUCCCCUACUCGCUGGCCGUGGAGGUGACGGAGAAGAACCCGGGCGGCUACCUGUCGGCUGCAGAGAUCCCUCUGUCCCGCCUCUACAUCGGGAUGGCCGGAGUCUUCUUCACCGCCGCCGUGGUCUGGGUCUACGCGCUCAUGAAGCACAGGUUCAGUGUGUUUAAGAUCCACUGGCUCAUGGCGGCUCUGGCCUUCACCAAGUCCACGUCGCUGGUCUUCCACAGUAUCAACUACCACUUCAUCAACACUGAGGGCCACCCCAUAGAAGGCUGGGCCGUGAUGUACUACAUCACUCACCUCCUGAAGGGGGCGCUGCUCUUCAUCACGCUGGCUCUGAUCGGCACCGGCUGGGCCUUCGUCAAGUACAUCCUGUCUGACAAGGAGAAGAAGAUCUUCAUGAUCGUCAUCCCGCUGCAGGUGCUGGCAAACGUGGCCUUCAUCAUCAUCGAGUCCACGGAGGAAGGCUCCAGUGAGUACUACCUGUGGAAGGAGAUCCUCUUCCUGGUGGACCUCAUCUGCUGCGGAGCCAUCCUGUUCCCUGUGGUCUGGUCCAUCCGUCAUCUUCAGGAAGCUUCCAGCACCGACGGCAAAGCGGCCAUGAAUCUGGAGAAGCUCAAACUCUUCCGCCAUUAUUACGUGAUGAUCGUGUGCUACAUCUACUUCACGAGGAUCAUCGCCAUCCUGCUGAAGGUCACGAUGCCCUUCCAGUGGCAGUGGUGCUACGAGUUCCUGGUGGAGGUUUCCACUCUGGUCUUCUUCGUGUUGACGGGCUACAAGUUCCGCCCGGCGUCCAACAACCCGUACCUCCAGCUGCCCCUAGACGAGGAGGACGUGGAGAUGGACGAGGUGAUGACUGAGUCCGGCGUUCUGGAGGGCAUCUCCAAAGUGAAGAAGACGAGUAACGGCCGUGAGCGUCAGAAGGAGUCCACCUUGUGAGCUGGCGCUGCUUCUUUCUGGGGGAGGGCCCUCUAGACCCCUAGGUCAGCUGGUCCAAAGGGGGACACUCGGACCAGGACUCCCCCCCCCCCCCCCCCUCUUUUUGAAACUCUUGGAGUGGUUGCAGUGGGCGUGUCCACGGUCUGGCUAUGCAACACACAGACUCCGCCCACAAAGACGAUAUUUCGGGUGUUUCUCGGCUUUUGAAGCUCCGCCUCUUCCUCCUCCUUUCUGUAGCGUGAGAUCACGUGUUUCUUCUUCCCGUUCUCAGGAAAAGGCUAAUCAAUAAAUGUAUAUUUCAAAUUGGGCACCGGCGUGUGCUGUUCUCGUCCUGCGGUUGUUGUCUCGGUUCCCUGGUGGACUCAAGAGGACUCUGGAUCUUAAUUCAAGACCACAAGGAAAUCUCAAGCCGUCUGAUUUAGGUAAAAUCUUGGUGAGGUUAGGCCCCGCCCCUUCCUGUGUCCCCCAUGGGACCGUAUCCGUUUAAAAGAAGACGGCUCAACUAGUGUUGGCCGUUAGCAUGGCCAGAUAGCUAGUGAGCUAACGUGGCUAUGUGCUAACGUCAUCGCGGCUGAACCAAUGAUCUUUAAUGUGUAGUUCAUGGCACAGGAAGGGGCGGGACUUAACUCUAAUGCUUAAAAUGCCGUCUGAUCAAACCACGUGGGACUACCCCCCCCCCCCCCCCCCAGUUCGUAUAUUGACAAACAUGGAAGAGGUUGUGUGUUUCAAUAUGUUAACUUCCUACGUAUUGAUCCGUUUCUGCUGCUGUAAUUUAGUGGUUGUGGUCCGGCCCGGUGUUGCUGCGUGGACCCCCCGCCCCCUCUCUGGACCCGCUUCUGAAUCUGUCUUCGGCUUUUGGUUUUACCUUCGUGCUCUUUGAUGUGAAGCUUAUUUUAUGACUUAUUGAUGACUUGUAAAUACUUCCCAGGCGAACGUUUCCUCGUAAACGGUGAUGACGAGGUCGGGACCCCUUUGGGGGGGGGGGUCUUCCUGUUUGAUGUCUGUGUGAAGCGUCACAAUAAAGCUGCUGUUCUGAAAAGAGCUUGUUUGUGAGUGUGAAAAGCAGUUUUUAAUAAUUUAAACGUUCUGCAGUAACUUUGUGUGUUUGAUGAACACAAACUACACACGAGACAUUUAAUAAAGAACGACACUUUCCAGA